Symbiodinium natans is the source of this 1479-nucleotide messenger RNA. Lineage: Eukaryota; Dinophyceae; Suessiales; Symbiodiniaceae. The record is from the annotation of a GenBank genome assembly.
AUGCAGAUCGCUGCAACCCACUGGGGCAUUUCGGACGCCUGGCCACAGCUCAUCAAGGACAUCGUUGCGCUGCCCUUGCUGCUGGCCAUGUCGGUCCGAAUCGAGGAGCUCUUCACCAGCUGGAGGUACUUGUCCAUGGUUGGCACGAUCUACUGGAGUAUGGACAUUUGCCUGUCAUUCUUCACUGGCUACUACCACAAGGGUUCCCUCGUCAGCGACGUGCCAAAGAUCGCCUGGGUUUACUUCAAGUCCUGGUUUUUGAUUGACCUUUUCCUGACUGCCUUGGACAUCAGUGUCGAAUUGGGAGCAGACCUCGGUGAAGCUUUUGUGGCCGUCCGAUUUCUGCGGUUCCUGCGCUUCAUACGCCUUCUUCGCUGGGAUAAGUUCAGCCAGAUCUCGGUAUUCUUCCAGGAUCAGUUCGAUUCGCCGGCAGCUUCCUUGGAGUUCUCCCUGCUCGUAGUGAUGAUCGUCAUGAUGCUCCUGGAGCACGUGAUUGCUUGCUGUUGGUUUGGCCUUGGUCGGAUGGACUCCCCCACGGGCACGUGGCUCACAAAGUCCAUCGUCGCGGAUGGCUCCUUCGUGAAUCAGUAUACUUACAGCCUGCGUUGGGCGCUCUCGCAGCUGGGAAUCGGAUCCACCGAGAUUGAAGCCAUCACCGAAGCCGAGGGGUAUUACUCCGUCGCCGUCGCUUUUGUGUCCAUCAUCAUCUUCGCCACCGUGCUCAGUUCUAUGACCUCCUUGGUCACCGCCCUACACAGUCGCAGGACAGAGGAGAAGAGACAGUUUGGCAUGCUCAAGCGCUUUCUACGCCAGAGUCGCAUCCCGAAGGGCUUGAAUGAGCGGAUCAUGCGGUUCCUCCGCUACGCCUACCAUGAGAAAGCGCUGACCGCCCAGGACUAUCCAACCAUCCUCGACCUCUUGUCGAAGCCGCUGCAGGCCGAACUGGACUUUGCUCGGUACAAGGCCUACAUCUUCAGCGUACCCUUCCUGGAGCAUCUCCACUCGUCCGCAGCAGGACUCCAUGCUGGAAGGGUGCUGCAGGAGAUUGCCAGAAAGGCGGUGUUUCUUGUGGAUGCAGCAGAGGCAGAGAUUGUGUUCUGCAGUGGAGGCAUGGCAGACGCCUGCUUCGUGACCAUCGACGGGUCUUUGAAGUAUACGCAGGGAGAGAGCUGCACGGAAGCCAUUGCUGCUGGUGUUCUAAUCUCUGAGAUGUGCUUCUGGACAUACUGGCACCACGUCGGAGACCUGAUCUCGGUGACAUUCUCCAAGCUGGCAAAACUUGAUGCCGAGACGGUCUGCAAGUGCAUCAGCCCCGCAGUGGAGCUCCAGAACGAGGCAUCGCGCUACGCGCGAAGGUAUGUGGACGCCUUAAACAUGGAGGAGGAGCUGUCAGACAUAUGGAUGUGCCCGGAGAGCUACCUGGCAGUUUACUCGGGUGCCCUUGCCCUUGGUUGCUUUACGACCUCCGGGAAGGGCUAG